CUUGUGUUGGCGCCUCAUAGAAGAAGGUGUAGUUGGGCGGGGCUUAUGGUCGACCUCCCCCCACUCCCCACCAGCGUUUUAGCAACCGUUGGGAGCUUCGCUGGAGAUCUGGAGAUUCGGAUCUUUCCUGCUGGACCCCGAAUGGCGAAGACGGCCUCCAUAAAACGCCAUAAGGUACAAUGCAUUCUAAGGUGCUGUCUUCUGGAAGGCUGGCAGGAACAACUAAAAUAACAUGCAAUAAAAAACAGGCAGCUCUAAGAAAAACUGUGCAUUCUGAUGCAGAAUCUGGCUACUCCCUCUAUUCCACAGACUCGGAGGAUCAGGUUGCAACUAUUCAUAAUGGCCUUGAUCGCUGUGCUGCCUUGUUGAAGGACAUCUUACAAAAUGAGUCAGAGCGAACAGAACCAGUUCGUCAACCGUCAGGGAAACCAAGCCGUGUCAAAACAACUUCUGGACCCUUACUCAGUAAAGCUAAUGGUGCAAAGAAAAGGGGUCCAAAGAAAACUACUGUUUCUAUGCAUGUGCAUAAAGAAAUUGUGCCUGUAUCAAAUAGAAAACCAGCCUCAGCUGGCAAAACUGCUGGUGAAAAAGAAAGAACCCCUGUAGGCACUGAACAACCCCCUGCGCAAACAAUUCAAGUACCUUCCACUCAGCAUUCUCCCGUAAUCCACCAGAAAUUGUGUGAUCAUGUACAAACUCAAAUGUCUCUGCUAAAUAUCCAGCCUCCACAAAAGUCCAUUGGUAUUCCAGAAGUACCACUUUGCACCAUUCCUGAAAAUGAAUGUCAGUCUGUUGCCGCAUUCAAUUGCCGUUUACCUACUUCCACACCAACGCUGUCCCCACAGCAUAUGGCUAAUCCAUCAGGGGUGCAGUCUGUAAGUAACCUAUGUGAUUUUAAAGGUGUUUCCACGGACAACUACAACCAGUGCACACCACAAAUGGGCUUUCCACCGGCAGGUUUCAGUGUUUCCGCUUCUGUUGCCCCAGUGCAGCCUGUUCCCAUGUGUUCUGCUCUGCCCCAUGUGCUUCAGACUGUUCCAAACAAUCCGACAAACCCCACAGUCUUUGUAACGGCUGGUAGCAAAGAAGCUGUGUCAGACCAAGGACGCCAAGAACAACGGCUAAAAGAGGCAGAUUUAAUACGAUGCAUUCAGGCACACCUGGCUCUAUUGCAGGCACUUGAAAAAGAAAACGAGUGCAAGAACGUUAAGGAAAAGUUCCAGACUGUUGACCUGAUACAAGCCCAAUUGACGAAUUUCCAAGGAGAAACUGUUGAGGAACAUAGCGAGGAUACUCUGAGUGAAGAGGAGGAUGUGGAUGGAGUUGACCUGGCACCAGUGAGAGAUACGAGUUGUCAAACUACCUUUGACCAGGCAGCUUUAAAGCCUCAACAAAAAACCAUUCAAGAAACAGCUAAAAAAAUGAAAACGGUGAAAUAUUUUUUGAAAGAAUUGAAGGCCCUGCUCACUGACCAUGACGAUUCAGAAAUCUUGAGGCUGCUAGGUGAAGUGGAAGAUUGUAUAUCUUUCUUGCCUGCAGCUGUUGACAGUUCAAAUGUGCAAGCCGAAAUAGCACUUGCUCUUCAGCCUCUCAGAAGUGAAAAUGCUCAGUUGCGCAGGCGACUAAGAAUUUUGAACCAGCAGCUCAAAGAACAGAAGAGAGCUGUAAAAGAAUGCAGUCUGAAUGACAACAUUGAAUUCAUCUCCCUUCAGUCCUUGAACAGGACACUGCAGAACCAAUUGAAGGAGUCUGUUAAAAGCAUUGAGUCGCUGCAAAAUAAAAAUGAAGAACUAAUUAAAAUCCUAGAAGACCAAAGAGGAGAAGACAAAAGAUUGACCAGAAUAAUCCAUGAGAGAGAACAAGAAUUGCUUGAAAAAAAGCAGCAGUAUGAUAUUGAAUCAACAAAGCUCAAAAUGGAAGCAGAUGAGAUGCUGGCCAACAUGAAGAGUUUCCAGUAUAAGGUAGAAGCAGCUGAGAAAGAGACCCAGAUCUUGGGUAUUACAUUGCGUCAGCGAGAUGCAGAAGUGAACAGACUGCGUGAAUUGACAAGGGCUCUGCAGGGCAGCAUGUCCAAACUUCUUUCAGACCUCACGAUGGACACUAAACCAAAACCAGGAAAGAGCUUGUCAAAAGCUCUCUUGGAAAUUCAUGAAAAACAGCUGCAGCCCGACAUGUAUCCUCUUAGUGCUUCCAUAAUGAGUUACCUCAAAAAUGUAGAGACUGAUCCUGUUCGGGUAAAUACGGAGCCCUGCUCAAAGGGGGAGAUGAAAGAAGCAGAUCAAAUGUAUGACAGGGCAGCUGAACACUCUCCUCAGAAGUCUCCUGUGGCACAAGCAGUGCUGGCUUCAACAAACAUGUUCACCUUUCUAAAGCCAGAUGUUGAGGCAGCCAGUGACUUGAGCACUUUAGUAGGAGGAGACAAGCCAGAUGAGACUGUCUACAUUCCCUUGACCAGCAGCCCAUCAAAGAGAUCAGCAGCGACAGCAGCAGCUGGAAGAUGCAGCAUGUCUGUCCAAGAUCCUAAAAGCCUUGACCCUGACUUUGGAUGGGCUGAUUCUAAACGGCCAAGCAGGUUUGGGAUGUCGGGUGAGGCAGAAGUCUUCGAUAAAUUCAGUGGUGUCUGCGCUAUAAAAAAGACUGUGGAAAAUAAAUUUGAAAAUACCAGGAGGACAGGAAUGCUGGAAGACAAGAGGCUUCAAAUGCAGCCAAGAGAAAUAACAAAUGGAGCUGCUAAAGAGAUUUUGGACAAUCCAGACAGACUUCAGUCUGAUAAAUUCUUUUGUACUCCAAUUUCACAUUGCAAAGGAAAUGUGCAGAAAAAAGGCAGUGGGAUUUCUGUUCCAGACUCAAGUUUUUCAACCCUUGAUGGCUUGUCAAAGAAAUCAGGAUGGACUGUAUCUUCCUUUUCGACGUUCACUUCGCAGGAUGAAGAAGACUUUAAAAAUGGUCUUGCAGCCUUGGAUGCUAACAUAGCAAGACUGCAAAAGACAUUGCAGAACAAUUUGACAAAAUGAAUCCUCAUGGAUGAAGUGGAAGAAGAAGCAGGCUUUUUUCUUAUCAAAGGGAUUUUUAAAAGUCUGCACUGUAUAUUUUAUUAGUUGUCUUCUGAAUUGAUAUAAAAUUCAGUUAUAGAUAAAGGGCUACUUGUGGGGAAGGCUAUCAAAAUCAAGAGUAAAUCUGAUUUUAAAUUUUAUCACUUAACCAUUGUUCUUGUAAAUAGACUGUUACAUUUGAGUAUUUGUGUCACAUUAAAGCUUUUAAUUUAUUAUUA
Molecule: messenger RNA, 3271 nt
Organism: Sphaerodactylus townsendi
Lineage: Eukaryota; Metazoa; Chordata; Lepidosauria; Squamata; Sphaerodactylidae
Gene: CCDC14
Product: coiled-coil domain containing 14
Exons: 13
Coding region: 180-3014 (944 amino acids)
Biological process (GO): protein localization to centrosome
Cellular component (GO): centriolar satellite
Source: RefSeq, a predicted model, not a curated record